AUGAUCCAAUCUAAUGCUAUUGAGCCACUCGUCGUUCUGGGCAAGAACGCACGCGGCAAAAGCAGGGAAGCACGCACGGAGUACACGGCCUCGAACCCGACAAAACUGCAGGUCACCGCAGGUCAUGAGCAGGUAGAGUCACCCGUUGGCUCGCCGCUUGCGCGGAUUGAUUUCGGUGGGCUCAGCGGGCGAUCGGUACAUGGCCAGUACCUGACGCCAUCGACUUUUGCCCACCCCCUCCCCUCUUCUCCUCAGCGAUUGCUUCAACAAAUUUCCAUCUUCUUACCCAAGUCAAUUGAGCAAUCCCGCCCAAUUCACUUCACCGUUGCGGCCCUCCCAGCCUCGCCAUUGGCUGAUCUUCCUUCUCCCGUCUGUUGGCGCCACCCCCGAGACGUCUCGCGUGACACCUUCUCUCAUUUUGUCGCCUCUCGCCAUCCAUCCAUCAAAAUGACUCGUUCUCACAAGUACAACGACCGUGACCACAAGGGCAUUGCCGAUGGCAGUGUCUCUCCAACAGAAAACCUGCCUCGCUUCUUCGCCAAGAGCGGCUACGUUGAUGUUGACCCCAAGAAGGUCAAGAAGGACGGUUGUGGUAAAGGCAACUGGGGAAGCGCCGGCGAAGAAGUCGUGGAUGAGGGUUUCCGCUUCACCAAUGCCCGCCGCCGCUCCAACAGCUUCUCCCACCAACAUCUCUCUGACUUCAAGACCAAGUUUGAGGUGAAUGAGGUUGACCCUCUCUUUGAGGAGCAUCUCCACGGACCUCUUGAUGAGGAGAACGGCGAUGACCUCUCCAAGACGGACUCGGCCGAGAGUGUCCACUCCGUCUAG
This is a messenger RNA of Trichoderma breve, 828 nucleotides long. RefSeq lists its product as uncharacterized. NCBI's taxonomy places the organism in Eukaryota, Fungi, Ascomycota, Sordariomycetes, Hypocreales, Hypocreaceae. The transcript is spliced from 4 exons. The record is from RefSeq and is a predicted model, not a curated record. The coding region runs from base 1 to 828 and encodes 275 amino acids.